This is a messenger RNA of Doryrhamphus excisus (bluestripe pipefish), 1722 nucleotides long. RefSeq names its product purine nucleoside phosphorylase-like. Gene Ontology annotation, cellular component: cytoplasm. The record is from RefSeq and is a predicted model, not a curated record. Lineage: Eukaryota; Metazoa; Chordata; Actinopteri; Syngnathiformes; Syngnathidae. Gene Ontology annotation, molecular function: purine-nucleoside phosphorylase activity. Gene Ontology annotation, biological process: nucleoside metabolic process.
CCACGGAAGUGAAACCUUUACCCGCGCAGCAUCAUCAUUGCGCGUGGACUCGCUUGAUCGGCUGCCAUUAUUAAUGUUCUACAUCAUCAUCGUGUAACAUGUGUAACACGCUUUUUUAUGUUUGACCGACGCCACCUAAACGCAUCACUCCACAGCGGACGGCGAUGUUGAUUGGAACUGAAACCGAAUUAACAUAUUUCGAAGCUUUUAUAUUCCAACGAGGCGGUGAAGUGUGGUUGGUGUGUAACGGGUUUGGGGAGGGGGUGGAGAAGCUCACGCGUCUUCCGUGACGUCACGUCAGGAAACCUGUGGAAAGGGAAAGUUGGUGGACAUCACAUUCACAGGCUGAAUCAUUCCUCAACUAUGGAGGCUUGUUUCAAAGCAGCAGGCGAGGGCGAAGAUGAGUGUCAGAUCGCCGCCGACUGGCUGAUGUCCAAAACGGACAUGCGGCCGACUGUUGGCAUCGUGUGCGGUUCCGGUUUGGGGGGUCUGGCCGAGAUGUUCAAAGAGCGUCAGGUCUUCAAGUACUCCGACAUCCCCAAGUUUCCCCAAAGCACGGUGCAUGGUCACGCUGGUCAGCUGGUUUUUGGAACACUAACGGGAAAGACGUGUGUUUGCAUGAAGGGCAGGUUCCACCUGUACGAGGGCUACCCCGUCCAGAAGGUCACGCUGCCCAUGCGAGUCUUCAAGCUGAUGGGCGUGGAGACGGUCAUCCUCACCAACGCAGCUGGAGGCCUCAACCAGAACUACAAGGUGGGCGACAUCAUGGUUAUCAAGGACCAUAUCAACAUGCCAGGAUUCGCAGGAGUCAACCCAUUGGUUGGACGCAACGAUGACAGGUUUGGUGUUCGUUUCCCCUGCAUGUCCGACGCCUACGACCGCGAGCUGUGUAAGCUGGCACACGACGUGGCAGCGGAGCUGGACUUCAGUGAUUUUGUGCAAGAGGGGGUCUAUUGUGUCCUGGGGGGGCCCUCCUUCGAAACCAUCGCCGAGUGCCGCAUGCUGCACAAGCUAGGAGCGGAUGCUGUGGGAAUGAGCACGGUGCACGAGGUGAUCACUGCCCGCCAUGCCGGCAUGCGCUGCUUUGCCAUGUCGCUCAUCACCAACCGGGCGGUCAUGGACUACGACAGCCAGGAGAAAGCCAACCACGAGGAGGUGCUGGAGACGGGCCGGCUGCGGGCGGUGCAGCUUGAGCGUCUGGUGAGCGCCAUGGUGGGACGAAUGGAGAGGAACCACAACAACAACGCGGUUUGAGGACCGAGGCCUGCUUCUUCUUGUUUUGACUUUACAAUGUUUGUCUUAGCAUCCAGUUAACACGCACUUGGCUUCCGCUGUAAGGAUGAAACAUUCAACAAUGUGUAAUGUUUCACUCCCGACGGCGCUGUUUUCACUUUGUAACUUAACUUAAAAUACUGUACUAUUUAUGCUUCAGGCCGCUCACUGAUCCGGAAACAAAAUGAGUAAAGGGAUUUUUUUUUGUAUAGUUGCAUGUUUGGGGACCAGACCUUUUUUUUCUUAAAUUAAGUGAUUUUGUGCCGUGUAAAAAAAAAAAUAUUACAGAAUAUUUAUAGAAAUUGUAUUUAAAUGGAGCUCUAAUAACAUGUAAUAUGAAAAAGAAGAAAUGGAUCAUACUGGCCUUAAAAAGUCAUAUCACUGAAAUACAAACUCAGUUGGUCUACUUUUUUAAUAAAAUGCCUUUCUAAAGGAUUUCACGUGUCAUUU